Molecule: messenger RNA, 1944 nt
Organism: Prunus dulcis (almond)
Lineage: Eukaryota; Viridiplantae; Streptophyta; Magnoliopsida; Rosales; Rosaceae
Product: DNA-directed RNA polymerases IV and V subunit 4-like
Exons: 4
Coding region: 1007-1714 (235 amino acids)
Biological process (GO): rRNA base methylation; DNA-templated transcription initiation
Cellular component (GO): RNA polymerase complex; cytoplasm
Molecular function (GO): rRNA (uridine-N3-)-methyltransferase activity; nucleotide binding
Source: RefSeq, a predicted model, not a curated record
ACUCUUAGAAGUGAUGAUGCCUGGCUACUGGAUGCAAAUGGCACUCAUAUGGAGGGAUCUUGCUUUGUGUAGUAUCAAGGGUACAGCGGCAGCAUAACCUACUAUCCUCAUGUGACAUGUAUUAAUGGUCUUUGGGAAUUUUGUACGACUUUCCUGGAACUGGAGACGCUGUGGAAUUUCCUUCUCCAUAGCUGCUCUCCUUUGACUGUUUCUUGAUAGUAGUUUUCUUCUAUGUUUUGCAUGACGAAUGUGAAUUUUACUGGAUGGUAUGUUGAGUUUAACAUCAAUAGAAGUAGAGAGAUGUCUUCCUUCUUUUUUUUCUUUUUUUGGUGAGGUCAGUGAGUAGAUAGAGAUCGUUGGCCGAUUUGAUGGCGAAUGUGAAUUUUACUUGGAUUUCUUCAGUUCAUGCAUUUUUUGACGACUUUCCUCAGGAAUCAUACAAUUUUAAAGAAAAGGUUAGCAAUAUCAUGAAUAAAGGGGAGACGAGAGAGGGGAAAGUAUUUUGUUCUGGUGCUUCAUUCAUUUUGCACCUUGGACUUGGUGAAUCGAUUGACGCCUGUCUGUCCUCCUGUAAUCAAGUCUUACUCCUUAACUUAAACUCAACCAUUCGGCUCUCCUCGAAGUGGGUCCACUCCAGUGCGGAAAUACCUCUUCAAUUAUUCAUUUCUAGGUAUUGAUGGAAAAAAGAAAAAUUAAAAGAAAAGAAAAGAAGAAAUUUAUAUUUCGGGUUUAUUUUUGUUUUAAUUUGCUAUGCCUAUGCCUACGUACUAUUACUAUAUGCCUGCCUCUUCCAUUCUUUCUACGGGAGAAAGAAAGUGAACAUUAUAUCCUAAAAAGAAAAGGAAAAAGAAAAAGAAAAAGAAAGGAAAAAGUGAAAUAUCAUAAUAUUCUAACCAUCAUCAGAAGAUGAAGGGGGAAGUCCAGUGGAAAUCGGUGCAGAGAGCAGUUAUAGUUGGCAAGUGAGAAGGUACAGUCAACCAUAACCAUCAUCAGAAGACCAUUCAGAAUGGGAAAAGAAGAAGAAUACCAAGAAAGGGAAUCAAACGUCGAAACAGAUGAAGAAGAAGAAGAUGAUGAUGAUGAUGAUGAAGGGGAAGAGAAAUGGAGAAUGCACUACUCAUCGAGGCAUAGGAUAUUGCUGGUGGGAGAAGGAGACUUCUCCUUCUCUCUUUCUUUAGCCACCCAUUUUGGAUCUGCCCGCAACAUGGUAGCCACUUGUCUCGAUUCCCAGGAGGAGAUUGAUAGCAAGUACAGUAAGGCAAUAGGGAAUGUGAGGGAGCUUGAAGAAAGGGGAUGCAUAGUGAUUUACGGAGUGGACGCCAAGCAAAUGAGUCAACACUUCUUCCUCAGCACUCAGAGGUUUGACAGGAUUGUCUACAACUUUCCUCAUGUUGGCUUUCUCUUCCGGGAGGAUAGCUACUGCCAGAUCCAGUUGAACAAGAGGUUGGUGAAGGGUUUCCUGCAGAAUGCUAAACUUGUGCUGAGAAAAGAGGGCGGAGAGAUUCAUAUAACCCACAAGGAAGGUCAUCCUUACAACAAAUGGGAUUUAGUGAGGAAAGCACACAAGAUAGGGCUGCUUCUCACUCAAACUCUGCCCUUCCGCAAAGACGACUAUCCCGGUUACGACAACAAGAGAGCCCAUGGUACCCUUUCCGAUGCCUCUUUCCACCUUGGCCAUUGCACUACUUACAAGUUCAGGCUGCCGCCUUGUUAAUCCGGUCCCCCCUUAUUUUUAGGCAUAGGCUUUUAGCCUUGCUGCUUAGUUUCUUAUGAACAUCAAGAGGCCCCUUUCUUUUAUUAGUGUGAGUGUGUGAUCGACCGAAUCUAUGAAUUACAAGAUUACAAGAUGGUGUGAACAUGUAUUAUUAUAUUCAACUCUUUUUCUUUACUACAAAAUACACAUUAUAUAUUUUAAUAGUUCAAUACCACAUGUCUCUUGCAUGA